AAAAGCCUCAUUAUGGAUGUUUUAUUUAACUUAGAAUAAACACUUCUUCAACGGUGUCUAUCAUUAUCCAUGUGUUUUCUUUAUGUGACUAUUUCGGACACCGUUCAUCGAAAAUUUAAGGAUAAACAAGUUCAGCUUUUGAAUUAACAUUAAAUGCGUUUAAAAAUCAGCAGACGCACUAAGUUUAAGGAACUUCAAUGAUCAUCCAUUUUCAAGAUGAUCAGAGCUAUUGGAUUCGGAAUUAUAUUUGGACUGCUGUUUUCAGAUAUCGCAUCUCAGGAGGAAUGCAAUAAUUGCAGAUGUUGCUCCAACAAUGACUGCUAUCAUGGUGGGACAUGCAAAAUGGGAUGCAAAGACGGUUACUGGGGAAAUAAAUGCGACAACCCGUGUACCAGUCACUGUGUAAAAUGUGAAAGGUAUUACGUCAAACCUUGUUUUGAAUGUCAACCUGGAUACUAUGCAUACAAUAAUGAAUGUCUUAAAUGUGUAUAUACUGGGUGUACCUGUUCUACUAGUAAUGUUUGUGAAGGGUGUUUAGAUGGCUACUAUUAUUCUAGUCGCUAUUGCUAUGGUUGCCCAAGACACUGCAGCAAGUGCACAAGCACUAGUCAUUGUACUUCAUGUAAAGAAGGUCGGUAUGGAUCUAUGUGCCAGUACCAAUGUGAAACUGACUGUAAGAAUGGCGUAUGUGACUCAGAGAAAGCUAUCUGUAAAUGUAACACGAACUAUGCGGGGAUUCACUGUACCGAUUGCGUCAGGGGAAAAUUUGGAUUUCAAUGUAAAAAUAAGUGUUCGGCCGGGUGCGUGAAUAAAGAAUGUAAUGGAAAGACUGGAACAUGUUCCUGCAGAAUUGGUUGGGCUGGCAGUAAAUGUAGCAUAUGUGCACCCAAUUACUUUGGCAAUCAAUGCACGAAUCGCUGCAGACUAGAAUGUACAACAUGUGACUACUACAGUAGUUGUCAAUCAUGCGUAACAGGAAGAUAUGGUUCGUAUUGUCAGUACCUGUGUGGGAAAGGAUGUCUUUAUAAUGAGUGUGAGAAAUCGAAAGGACAAUGCUCAUGUAAAACCAAUAUGUUCUAUGGUCAAAAAUGUGUCUCAUGUGUCCAAGGAAAAUACGGACAAGACUGUGAUAAUGAUUGUCCCGGAUUGUGUCAUUCUUGCUUAGAAGCGACAGCCUGUACCUCAUGUAAACCUGGGUUUUUUGGAAGCGUAUGUGAACAGAACUGUUAUGAAUCAUGUAACAGCUGUUCAGAUUUCGAACAAUGUUUGACUUGUAAAACAGGGAACACACACCCCAGCAGACAAUGUUUGUGUCAGGAAAACAUGUGUUCUACACCUGACAGUUGCGACCAAUGUGUAAGUGACGAAUAUUACCCAGACAGUGGAUCUUGCUGUCCCUGUUCAUUGCUACAGCAUUGUAAAUCAUGCAAAGUGGUUUCAAAUAUUACCAAGUGUAUUGCAUGUGAUGAAGGAUUCUAUCCAAACGAGACUGGUGAAUGUUUCAACUGUAGCCUAACAUGCAUAGAAGGCCAAUGUGAUUCGCUUACAGGAAACUGUAAGACAGGUUGCGAAAUCGGCUACUGGGGUAAGCUUUGCGAACACAAAUGCAAUGAAUCCUGUUAUUCAUGCAACCGAUCUAAUGGUGAGUGUUUAAAGUGUGCUUCAAAACUCAAAUAUGGACUGAAUUGUAACAUAAAGUGCAGUGAGACCUGCGUUGACAAAGAAUGCUAUAUAUCUGGAAAAUGUAUCAACGGAUGUUUAGAAAACUCCUUUGGAAAAAUGUGUGAAAAUGAGUGUGACAAAAACUGUAUCUCAAAUGGUAAUGGAACAAGAUGUUCAUCUGAAAGUGGAAAAUGUCUUCAUGGUUGCACGCCUGGCUACACAGCAGGUGUUUGUCCUCAAGUACCUCAGGGUGAAACACAGACUCUUAGUGGAUCAUCAGCAGCCGCUGUAGGUGGAGGUGUUGCUGGUGUUGUGAUACUCAUUUUUGCAAUCACCGUCGUCUUUUUACUCAAGAAAAGACGUGCUGUAAAUAGAAACGAAGAAACGACAACAUUAAGGACCGAUCAAAUUGACGAACAGUACGAGGGCUCAACAGCGGUCUAUGCGACUGUGAAUAAAAACACAGUUGUUCACCCCGAUGUCAUUUAUGUGAACACUGUUGACGGUGCCACCCAGAUAACCGUGAUUUCCAAUCCGUAUAACAAAAGGCCCGCAGAAAAGAACACAAGUUCAGAAAUGAUUUACAAAGAGGACAAUCUGGAAAUUGACGACGAGGACGCUAUUGCACGGGAAAAUGCUAUUAGGUUUGAAGAAGAUGGCGGAGUGUAUUACAACAAUGCCAAUGAGGUUAACAAAACCAAAGUUCAAGUUGAGGAGUUACCUGCGUAUGUCACAACAAAAACGAAAAACUCGCAUGAAGAAGAAUUUGAGAAAUUUCCAUAUGGUCUAACAAAAUCGUACGAAGAUUCACAAAAGGCUAGCAGUAUGUCACGAAACAGAUAUAAAGGAAUUUACCCAUAUGACGAUUCACGUGUGAAGGUUUGGUACAAUGGAUCUGAUUACAUAAACGCAAGCUUUAUUGAUGGUUUCAAAAAACGAAAUGAAUACAUUGCAACCUUAGGUCCGAUGUCAAAGCAACUUGGAGACUUUGGAUUGUUUUGGGAAAUGGUUUGGCAACAGAAAGUUGAAAAAGUCGUCAUGGUUACCAAUUUAAUUGAAGAAAAUAAAGACAAAUGUGACCAAUAUUGGCCGAAUGUUGGAUCGUCUGCCCGUUACGGAAACGUUAAUGUAACUUGUCUGUCAGAAGAUGAGUACGCUGAAUUUACAAGACGAACAUUUCAAAUAUCUCAGAAUUCCAAAGAGAGAAAGCUUCACCAUUUUCAUUUCACGUGCUGGCCUGACAGAGGUGUCCCGGAAGAUGUUACCUCUCUAAUAGAGUUCCGGCAAUUGGUCCUUAACACCUCGACAAAGCUGAAUGGUCCGACAGUGGUACACUGCAGUGCGGGCGUUGGACGAACGGGCACCUAUUGUGCCUUAGAUAUAUUGACGAAGGAAGGAAAAGCCGAGGGAAGCUUGGACAUCCCGGGAUGUGUACUUAAUAUGCGCCAGAACAGGCCCAACAUGAUUCAAACAGUGGGACAAUAUCAGUUUCUUCAUAGAGCUCUUGUUCACUCACUGACGUUGGACUGUAACCCCGUGAAAGGGGAACGUUAUCAGCAAUUUAUGGACAACUUGAGUGACAACGAUAGAGAGAACAUGUUUCAGCAAGUACUGUUCACUGCAGAACAAUAUUCAGAAGAAGAAACUCAUGCAAUCGAGAGAAACAUGAAAAUCACGGGCAAAAACAGAGCAAACGCCGACAUCCCAGGUGACAAGAACAGAUCUCGGCUGAAUAAAGGCACCAAAGAGGGCGGAUCUGAUUACAUUAAUGCUGUUUUUGUUAACGGUCAUUGGAGGAAGAAACGCUUUUUAGUUGCACAAACACCCUUGCCAGAGACAGUCGAUGAUUUCCUAACGCUCAUUUACCAAGAAUCUUGCUCGUGUAUUGUCAGCUUUGAAACAGACAUUGGUAAUAAUGAGAGCGUUGGCUUAUAUUUCCCUGCUGACAAUCAAGUGCCAAACAAGAGAGCGGUCAGUGUGGAAAGUUUACGGCAAGAUGGAAAGGCUUAUAACACAAGAAGAACUCUGAUGUUGAGACAUACGGGCGAAAAUAAGGAGACAAACGAAAUAAGCAUUCCACAGCUAGAGUUCACUGCCUGGGAUAAUUUGAGAAAUACUCCAAGAUCCGCAUCAGAGUUUUUGGACUUCAUUGACGAUGUUGAGGAGGCAUCAAGAGCAUCUACAUCUGGAGGACCAAUUCUUAUUCACUGCAUUGACGGAGCCAGCAAGAGUGGUUUGUUUUGUGUUGUUUCCCUGCUGCUACAAAAGAUGGCCAUUGAACACGAAGUCAGUGUUGUAAAUGCUGUCAGAAAGGUCAAGGCGAGGCGAAGGUUGGCUAUCCCAGUUCAGUUGGAGUUCUGCCAUGAGUGUGUUCUGGCGUACAUCAAGUCUUUUGAAAAUAACAUGUACUCAAACUUCGCUGAAACACAUUGAAAUGCCAUAAGUGUGUUCUAGUGGACAUUAAUUCUUUUGUAUUAAAAGGAUAAACCCCAUUGUACUUUUGGACGUAAGAUAUUGUUGUUAAAACCUAGCUUGGACGAGAAGCAGCUGAGCAGCCGGCCAUUAGAUUUAAGUCUUUUAAAAACAGCAUGUACUCAAAGUUCGGGGAAAGACAGGGAGUUCAAGAGUACAUUCUAUCUUUUGCCAUAUACACAACCUUCAUGUAUUGUUAUGAUUAUAAAUUCUGUUUUAAUAUAAUGUUUGUAUAAAUUUAGUGAACAUACCUUAAAAUGACAUGAGUGCACUGUAGCAUACCUUAAGAUGUCAUGAGUGCGGUCUAGCACACAUCAAGUGUUUUAAAUACAACAUGCUUUCCAAUUUCUGGAAAAAAAACAUUAAGAUGUCAUGAGUGUCUUCUAGCGUACAUUAAGAGUCUUUUGAAUACAACCUGUACUCAAACUUUGGGAAAUACAUUAUUAAGAUGACAUGGGUGUGCUUGAGCUCACAUAAAAUGUUAUGAAAAUAACAUGUAUUCCGAAUAUGGAUAAAGACAUUAAGAUGUGACAUUAAGAUCAGUGUGUUGUAGCGUACAUUAAGAAUGUUUAAUAUAAAAUGAGCUCAAACUUUGUGAAAGACAUUAAGAUGUAUUUUCAUAUAUUGUAUUCCGAAUGUUUCAGGGGAAAAGAAAUUAAGAGUGGUUCUAGCGUACAACAAAACUGUCCUUAAGAAUAGGUUUUUUAUUUAAUGUUGAGUUUAUGUUCAUAGCGUACCCAUAUUCUCAGAACUUCAACUUUGGUGAAAUGCAUUUUGGUGUUGGUGCAAUGACAAGCAUCUUAUAUCAUGAGUUAUUAUAUGGUGUUAGCAUUUAGUGAAUGAUUGUGGUUCGUCUGUUCAAUAUAUAUUUAACACAUUACGAAUACCCUUGUUCUUCAUCUUAUGUAUAUGUAUAUGAAAUAAAAGACCAGUCUUACA
Mya arenaria is the source of this 5073-nucleotide messenger RNA. RefSeq names its product receptor-type tyrosine-protein phosphatase mu-like. Gene Ontology annotation, molecular function: protein tyrosine phosphatase activity. Lineage: Eukaryota; Metazoa; Mollusca; Bivalvia; Myida; Myidae. Gene Ontology annotation, biological process: protein dephosphorylation. The record is from RefSeq and is a predicted model, not a curated record.